Trypanosoma theileri is the source of this 2460-nucleotide messenger RNA. RefSeq lists its product as uncharacterized. NCBI's taxonomy places the organism in Eukaryota, Euglenozoa, Kinetoplastea, Trypanosomatida, Trypanosomatidae. The record is from RefSeq and is a predicted model, not a curated record. The coding region runs from base 1 to 2460 and encodes 819 amino acids. The transcript has a single exon.
AUGUCUUGGCCAGCACGUUUACUAAAUGAAGCCAAUCGCAACUUGCAGGCCCGCAUUGAACAUGUAGGUGAUGAUGUCCAGAAGAGAGCUGCGGAUAUAGACUCGCAGCGAGGGGUCGUUGCCCUCUUGCGAGAGAACUUGGCGCAAGUAAGACGCCACAUAGAUUCUGAUGAGCGUGCUACAAGUGAGGAGCAGGAGCGCCUACGUGAGGCUGAGAAUAAAUUGCAGGAACUUCAGCGAGAGGAGUCUCAUUACCGUGCAGAGAUGCAGCAACUGCGACGACGCCACGAGGAGGUAUGUGCAUUGCUGCAAAGCACCACAUGUGUGCUGCAAACCAAGGCAACUGCACUGGAAGAUGAACAGAAACUGUCAGAGGCGCUGGAGCGGGCGGCACUGGAGAUGUCAAUGAUACAUGGCUCCCGCAAGAGUGUACAAGAGACACAGGAAGAGGUGGAAAAACGGCAGCGGCGCCUGCAACAGGUACAGGCUUCACUAGUAAAGGUGCAUAAUGAGGUCCGUACCUCGCAGAAGGUGUUGCUGCAGGAAAAGGAGGAGACAGCACGGGUACAGAGAGAGUUGACCGCAUUACGGUAUGAUAUCGAAAAAGGGAAACAGGAUAAGGCAGAGUCGUUGCUUGCAGUGUCGCAUGUGCAACAGGCAGUUAUGGUGUGUGAGUCACAAACAGCAACGAAUGCAAAGAUAUACACUGAUGUGAAACAAUUAUUAGAAGCGCGACGUAAUGUGCUGAUGGAGAUGCAAGAGAAACUUAAGAAGGAAAAAGCACAACUAAAAACUGUAUCGAAUAAAACUGAAGAAUGCAGAAGAAAACAAGCAAAACUCAUGGAACGAUUUCAUAGUCUUUCUACAGAGACACUACAACACGAAAACGCAGCAGCAGCAAUGCAACGACAGCUUGCGUCUCAGUUAGACGUAAAGCGAGAGCUAACACGAUCCCAGAACAAUGCCUUAGCUCUUCGUGAUGAACGCUACAUACGACUUCAGGAGCUUCUUUUGCGUUCGAGAGAACUUGAUAGUCUUAUGAAAGAGUCAAAAACUGAUAAUAACCUUCAGUCGCUUCGUUGUUUAGAGAACACAAGGGUAUCACUUCAACGUACCCUUCAACAGUUGGAUGCUCAACUUCAUCAUAUGCAUAAGGCGAUGAUGGAUUGCUUCUCUAAUAUGCAGAGAGAGGGCCGCGUGGCGGAUGAAUUGAAUAAUAACAUUAUGAAGACGAAAAAAUCUAUUCUUGCUGCUGAGCGCGACUAUGCUACUGAGCAGCAGUCUCGAGAAGAAUGCCUAGGCCACCUUCAAGCUAUAGAAGAACGGCUGCUGACAGCAGAGCAGAACCUGUCCCAAACACGUGUCGUUGUUCGCGAGGGAAAUAAACAUGAGCGAGACCUUAUGGAGGGAACUGUGCGGGAUCUACGGGCGGAACUUCACCGACUAACGCGGGAGGGAUUUGUUCUUCGACGUGAGAUCACACCUCUGCGUUGCGCCCUUAAUGCCCAUCUCAAACUCCUGCACGAUGCAAGGGCGAACCUAACCCUUCUCGAGGACGCUGCUCUCAUACGAGGGAAGGAGUUGACUGCUCUUCAAGAAGACGGCGCGUGUGUGGUAAAAGAGAAGCAGUCGGCUCUUCUUAAGUACUCUGAGGUGAUGUUUCAGUUGCGCUCCGUUCGUCAGGUAGCCGAGUCGCAUCUGGAGAUGAUGCGUGGGGUGGCGAGUGUUGAGGAUAUUCUCCGUGGGCAGGCGUCCGUGGCGCAGGAGGCAGUUCUGACAGACAUUAAGAACUCAUUGGUAGAGCUCCACCUUGAGCAAAAGGCACAAGGUGAGUUGCAGACGGAUCUCCGACGAUGCCAAGAACAGUUGCGGCAUUUGAAGUCUCGUUACCAGACUAUCAUGGAGUCUAUGACUCGAAAACUUGCUCCAACAGGUGAGUCGGGGAAGGAAGAACUGCAUGUUGAAUCCAGCAAUUCCUCUUUCCCGGAGGUUCUGCAUGCGAAGUGUAUUCUACAAUCUUCACUAACUCGAGAGGAGUUACAGGAGCGUGGAAAUCACCUUGAUGGACGCAUCGUGUUUCUCGAGCACGAGACACGGACAUUGCGAAACAUGUUACAAGCUAUGCAAAUGGGUGUAGGGGAGAGGCACAAAACUAUUCUAGAGACGUCUAACCAGAAAGCAGCAGAGCAGGAAACCCUCUUGCUUCGAGAAGGUGUGUUGGGUAACCGGGAAGCACUACGUGCAGAAGUGGAUAAGGUAAAUAUUCUGCUCGAGCAAUUGCAAUCUCGUAGGAGGAACCUUACCCAGCGUCAGAAAGAGGUAAACAAGCGUUUGGUGGAGCUUCGGGUUCUUAAGGCUAAUCGAGAAGUGGUUUUGCAGCGCCUGAGGGCGCAGAUCAGGCGGACAAGGCAAAAGCAAAGUCACCAGAAGCAGUACCGACGUGAGGUUUUCGGAUUUUGA